Xenopus laevis (African clawed frog) is the source of this 5771-nucleotide messenger RNA. It is a transcript of the gene magi3.L, whose product is annotated as membrane associated guanylate kinase, WW and PDZ domain containing 3 L homeolog. NCBI's taxonomy places the organism in Eukaryota, Metazoa, Chordata, Amphibia, Anura, Pipidae. The transcript is spliced from 21 exons. The record is from RefSeq and is a predicted model, not a curated record. Bases 383 to 5101 code for a protein of 1572 amino acids.
GCUAGAGCCUUACUACAGUGUAACACUACACUACUCCGUCCAUGCUCGUCACUCCCACAAGGCGGCUACGUGCAGCGUCACAGCGAGAUCAGACUUGUGACGUCGGGAUUAGCUGUCACAGGCAGGAGCCAAGGAGCUGGACAUUAAUGGCGUUGCGGGACGUUUAAGCACCGAUCCGGGACUGCGGGUUGUGUUAAAAAAAUCGGGGUGGUUCCGCAAAGAGCGGCCCUGUUAGGCGGUAUGGAUUUUUGUUUUUUAUAUUGAUAUUUUAUGUAAUUCGCAGACGUUUAUUCAUAUUUAAAGACUUUUUUUCCUUUACACUUGGAAUUAGAAUUUCUUGUGCUCAGAAGGGCUCCCAGACCCUUCCCCCGUAUGAGUUACCAUGUCAAAGACUCUGAAAAAAAAGAAGCAUUGGCUGAGUAAAGUUCAGGAAUGUGGCUUAUCGGGGGUAGGUGGGGACCCGUGCUCCCUUCUUGAGAUCCGAGGUGGCGCAGAACACGGGGAGUUUCCUUAUUUGUGUCGCCUUAGAGAGGAUGUUGCCAGCUUCAUUGUGGGGAAAGUGCCCAGCCAAGGGGAUGUACUGCUGGAGGUGAAUGGAACGCCGGUUAGUGGCCUUACACACCGGGACACUUUGGCCGUGAUCAGGCACUUCAGAGAACCUAUUCGUCUGAAAACAGUCAAACCUGGUAAAGUCAUCAAUAAAGAUUUACGACAUUACCUAAGUUUGCAGUUUCAGAAAGGAUCCGUUGACCACAAGCUGCAACAAGUGAUUAGGGACAACCUAUAUUUGAGAACUAUACCCUGUACCACAAGGUCCCCACGAGAUGGUGAAGUUCCAGGAGUAGAUUAUAAUUUUAUUUCUGUUGAGCAGUUUAAAGCUUUAGAAGAUAGUGGAGUGUUGCUAGAAAGUGGAACAUAUGAUGGUAAUUUCUAUGGAACCCCUAAACCACCUGCAGAACCAAAUCCCUUCCAGUCAGACCCAGUGGAUCAAGUCUUAUUUGAUAGUGAAUUUGACACAGAGACCCAGAGAAAAAGGACUACAUCUGUCAGUAAAAUGCAGCGCACAGACUCUUUGCUCCCAGAAGAAGAAGAUGAAGAGGAAAGAGAUACAGUAAAUGGCAGUAGUGGAAGUACAGAGCAUAAAGACAGACAGGAACCGUCAGACUGGGGAAAGACUGUCCCAAGCUACAACCAAACUAAUAGCUCUAUGGAUUUCAGGAACUACCUAACGCGAGAUGAAAACCUGGAGCCCCUUCCAAAGAACUGGGAAAUGGCUUACACUGAAGCAGGGAUGAUCUAUUUUAUAGAUCACAAUACGAAAACAACCACAUGGCUAGAUCCAAGGCUGUGUAAGAAAGCAAAAGCUCCUGAAGACUGUGAGGAUGGAGAACUUCCUUAUGGCUGGGAGAAGAUAGAAGAUCCACAAUAUGGCAUCUACUAUGUUGACCACAUAAACCAGAAAACACAAUUUGAAAAUCCAGUGCUAGAAGCUAAGCGUAAAAAACAGCUUGGUCAGCUAAAUGCUGCUUCUUCUGAGGGAGCGAUACAUCAAGAGCCUGAAAACUCCCAGUUUACCAGGGAUCCUUCUCAGCUUAAGGGAGCUCUUCUGCACACAUCCUUAAAGAAGAGCGCCAUGGGUUUUGGUUUCACUAUCAUCGGAGGGGACAGACCAGAUGAAUUCUUGCAGGUGAAGAAUGUUCUAAAAGAUGGGCCUGCUGCCCAGGAUGGAAAAAUAGCACCAGGUGACGUGAUUGUAGACAUUAAUGGAACCUGUGUUCUUGGUCAUACGCAUGCUGAGGUUGUUCAGAUGUUUCAGCUUAUACCAAUUAACCAGUACGUGAAUAUGACACUCUGCCGGGGUUAUCCUCUUCCUGAAGACAGUGACGACCCUGUAGCAGAAAUUGUUAAUACAGUACCACCAAUAAUUAAUGGCCAGAUGAUGAAUCAAGGAGACAUCAACAUGGGAAGCCAGGAAUUAAAAUCUGGAGUAAUUGAUUUGGAUCAGAGUGGAAAACCAGGUCAAAUGGUUGUAAAUGGGAGACUGAAUGCACCUUCCUUAGAUAUACAAGAUCAAAGGGCAUCUAUGGCAUCUUCUGGGAACACUCUGCCUGAACUUGUGACUAUUCCUUUACUUAAAAGUCCAAAAGGUUUUGGGUUUGCCAUAGCUGACAGCCCAAUGGGGCAGAAGGUUAAAAUGAUCUUGGACAGCCAGUCUUGUCCAGGUUUGCAAAAAGGAGAUGUAAUCAAAGAAAUUUGCCAUCAAAAUGUUCAAAACCUAACUCACAUCCAAGUAGUUGAAGUCUUAAAGCAAUUCCCAGUUGGAGCAGAAGUACCAUUACUUGUCUUAAGAGGAGGUCCUCCAUCUCCAGCCAAAGUAACAAAAGUGAAGGCUGAUAAACAGGAACUUGUGGGUAGUCUUGAGGCUAUUGUCCCAGGUGAUCCUUUGCCACAGCCUUUGCCUUUCCCCCCAAAUCUUGCACGAUCCAGCUCUCCCAAGCUUGACCCUUCAGAAGUUUACAAGAAGUCAAAGAACAUUUUUGAAGAUAAGCCACCUAAUACUAAAGACUUGGAUGUGUUCCUAAGGAAGCAAGAGUCUGGCUUUGGAUUUAGGGUCCUUGGGGGAGAUGGUCCAGACCAAGCUAUUUACAUCGGAGCCAUCAUUCCACUAGGAGCAGCAGAGAAAGAUGGACGCCUUCGUGCCGCAGAUGAACUAAUCUGCAUUGAUGGAGUUCCAGUUAAAGGAAAGUCUCACAAGCAGGUCCUAGAUCUAAUGACCAAUGCAGCUCGAAAUGGACAUGUGCUACUUACUGUGCGACGGCAGAUCUACUACACAGAUAAGCAGCAAGAAGAGGAGGAACCCCAGCACACUCCUCCACCAUACAAUGGCUCACCGAAACUGAAUCGUAUUGAGGUUUCUGCUAUUUCCAAGUUGCCUGCAGAAGCCUAUGAUGUGAUUUUACAGCGCAAGGAUAAUGAAGGUUUUGGGUUUGUCAUCUUGACUUCCAAAAACAAGCCACCUCCUGGAGUUAUCCCUCACAAGAUUGGCCGUGUGAUUGAAGGGAGCCCUGCUGAUCGAUGUAGAAAGCUGAAGGUGGGCGACAGGAUCUCUGCUGUAAAUGGACAGUCCAUUGUAGAACUAUCACAUGAUAAUAUUGUGCAGCUAAUAAAGGAUGCUGGAAAUGCAGUCACCCUCACAGUGGUUGCUGAAGAAGAACACAGAGGUCCUCCAUCUGGAACAAACUCUGCAAGGCAGAGUCCAGCACCGCAGCACCGAGCUAUGGGACAGGCUCAACCCUCUUAUGGAACCUUGGACAGGUAUUCAUGGUCUGAUCAUAAAGCUGACUUUGGACCCACACUGUCUGCAGGAAUUUGGCAAAGCCAGAGUGUUGGGUGCUACCCUGUGGAACUGGAAAGAGGUCCUAGAGGUUUUGGAUUCAGCCUGCGUGGAGGAAAAGAAUACAACAUGGGUCUUUUUAUUUUACGACUAGCAGAAGAUGGUCCCGCCAUAAAAGAUGGGCGUAUCCACGUUGGAGACCAGAUUGUUGAAAUCAAUAGUGAACCAACACAGGGCAUCACUCAUACUCGGGCAAUUGAGCUAAUCCAAGCUGGUGGAAACAAAGUUCUUCUCCUUCUGAGACCCGGAACAGGUCUUAUACCAGACCACAAUGAUCUGGAUAGUGCUCAUCCUUCAUCUUCAAGUGUAGUAUUUGAAGACCUCACAACAUUUUCAUCAACCUCAUUCACAACUCCUGUUUCUGGAGUUUCUUGUUUAAAAAACUGUGAUGAGGAUUUGGUAGAACUUCAGGAAAAAGAAACUGUGCCAAAAGACAACACACACAAAAGCAGGAAUGCAAACUCAUUGCCCAGUUUUAGCAUCCAAGACCAAGAGACGGGGUCUUUACAGCAGGACAAGCCUGCCUCUGAUGUUCCUCACUAUAGUAAACAUAAAGAUACAUCUGUAAGCCCUCCAAACACCUUUGAUAAGAAUCAGGUAGAGGCUGCAAAGAAAAAUGACAAAAGGAGAGGUCGGUCUGUAAGUCCUAAGAAGUCUGUCAAUAAAAACUCUAGUUUACAUCUUGAAGGCCCCCAGGGCCCUACAGAGGGUGUCUCAAAAGAAAUUAGAGAUAGGUCUGCAAGUCCAAGGAAGGUGUAUACUAAAACUACUGAGGGUGUUGCUGAUACAGUUACACUUGCCAAUGACCAUACAAGAGGAUACAGAGGGAGAUCUACCAGUCCAAAAAAACCUUACAAAAAUGAAGGUGUAGCAAAAGAAAGCACCAGAGAGCAAAAAUCCCAGUCCAGAUCCCAUAGGUCUUCUGCAAAACCAGAAAGUCAAGACCAGGUCAGGGAGAUUAAGGAUAAGCAUGAAAAAUCAAAGAGAGGAGAUAGGGGAGAGAAACAAAAUAUUGAAGAAAAGCAUGAGAAAAACAAAAAAGAAGAAAGAAGUGAGAAAAGGAAAGAAAAAGUUGUCAAAUCUAGAAAAGAAGAGAGUGAUGAAAAAAAAGUAGAUGAAAAAUAUGAUAAAUACAAGAGAGAAGAGAAAGAUGCAAAACCCAGAAAAGAGGGUAAUGAAGAUAAAUCCAAAAGAGGUCAGAGGUUAGAUAAAUCUAAAAGAGAUGAGAGGGCUGAAAAGUCCAGGAGAGAAGACAGAGAUGAGAAAUCUAGAAGAGAUGAAAGGAAAGUAUUGCAGGAUGAGAGAAUAACAGAUGAAAAAAAUGAGAGAUCAAAAAAAGAAGAAAGAUCACAAUCCAAGGAUGCAGACGAAAAAUGCUCUCUAGAACAGAAAAACAAGAAAGAAGUAAAAAUUAAAGUUUUACAAAAAAAUAGUGACCAUGAACAGAAAAAGAAUGAGACCGAAUCUUCCAAAAAGCAAACUCAAGGCAUAGUCCAAAAAUCUGGCAAAGAAGCAGAAACGGCUCAGUGCAAGGAUUCCAUUGUGCCGCACAAUGAACCUCACAAAAAACCUACAGCUGAAAAUACAGAGAAAACCAAAGAUGAAGGUGUGUCAAAGACGGGACUUAAAAAGUCACAUAUUGCUCCUGGACCAUGGAAAGUACCCACUGCAGACAAAGUCACUGAUGCUGACACUUUAAAACUAUAACUUUUAGGUGAAUAUAGCAUAUAUAUAUUAGCUAAUUCAGCUGAGCCUGAGACUAUAAAUGUUUCUGCAUGAAGAAUGGUUGGGAUUUUAUGGCAGUGAGUAGUCUUCCUGAAGACUGCGAUACAUGUGACUAUGUGGCCUUGUCUUGCUGCACUUCUAAUUUUGUGCUGCUAAAAUGAAGACAAAUUGGGCAGAGUGCUGUGAUGAUGCUGAAUAUAUUUUAUCAUUGUUUUUGUGGUAAUAACAUGCCCACAUUGCAUCUUAUUAUUACUAUGCCAUGUGACCUAUCUGCUCUUUAAACCUAAACUAAUCAGCUUUUAAAAUAAUUCCUUAAGCCAAAAUUCAUGGUUUUAUGAAAUAUUAGAUUAGCAUGUUGCAUGUUUACAUACAGAAAUGAACAGAUCUGUGCCAAUCAAGGCAAAGGAGCACUGAUAGAAAUGAUCACUGAAACAAGUGUAAACCCGCUAACCUUUUUUCUAGGUAUAUUCCACAUUUUGUAAAAUAUGGUUUGUAUGCCAUAACAGAGACUUUAAGCAUAUGAUAUAUUUAACACAACCAUAAAGGUAACUUAUAUGAAGAAGAAUUUUGGAUUGGUGUAGACUACAUUCUCUACGUAGUAAUUACCUUGAAAUAAUGGCUCUGUAUAAAAGUAUGUCAUUUUUUCUGGAGA